Molecule: messenger RNA, 540 nt
Organism: Arctia plantaginis
Lineage: Eukaryota; Metazoa; Arthropoda; Insecta; Lepidoptera; Erebidae
Source: the annotation of a GenBank genome assembly
AUGUAUUUGAACAUUAUAUUAUUUAUUUCGACUUUAUAUGUCGUCAACGCGUCAGCUGUUAUGAUCAAAGCGAAUGAUGAUACUGUUGCGGCAAAAGCAGAUAACACUUUGGGCCAUUCACGUUACAUGAUGCCUCCUCGAUGCACGGACAAAAUAUGCGGCCAAUUCUGCGACCUCGUGGGCUUUGAUGGCGGGGCCUGUUUAGAUGGCCGAUGCAAGUGUAAUCCCAAACAAGGAACUGCUGAUGCUGGAAAUACUGAUAAUGUCGAUACUGAUCUGGUUAUGAAAAGAGAAGCUAAAGAUAUACUUGUAGAGGAUGCAGAAUCUUUCUCGCCUCCAGAAUACUCAAUUCUAGAUAACAUCUAUGACAAAUGCAAUGAGAUUUGUGAUCGGGUCUGUAGUUUCCUGCACUUCGAGGGUGGCACUUGUAGCAGUGGCCGUUGCAAAUGUAGUAAAAAAGAAUCAUCCACUAAUGAUGAAGAUGCCACUGAUCAUCUUGACGACACUAACUUGAUCACCGAACAAGAAAACAAAAAGUAA